GGGGCCAUGGGCUCGGGCGCGGCCGGCGGGCCGGGCUAUGGCGCUCCGCUCUGUCCGUGCCCGUCCCCGCCGCCGCCCCCCGCGCCGCGCUGCUCGCGGGGAACCCGCCGCCUCUCCGAAACCGGGGCCGGGACGCGGCGGAGCGAGGGCGCGGCGGGGCGCGGGGGGCUGCGGGCCGCCGCCUCGCUGCCGCACAUCGCGCGGGGCCGCGGGGAGGAGGGCGGCGGGCGGCGCAGCCCCUGCCUGCUCGUGGCGCUGCGGCCGCGGAACGUGGAGGCGGAGCGGGAGCGGUUCUUCCGCGCCAGCUUCGCCUACGACCCGCAGUUCGAGUACGCGGAGCCCGUGCCCGCCGCCGUCCUGGACAAAUACGGGGCCGCCUCCGACCGCUUCGUGGCUCAGGCCAUCAGGAUCAUUCGUACUGUCCUGGAGAAGUACGGGACCUACGAGAGCUUUGAGGUCGCCACGGGCGGGAGGCUGCUGAGCAAGUGCCAGAUCUGGUCCGUGAUCCGAAAGUACAUGCAGAAGGAAGGCUGUGUGGGAGAGGUGGUGGUGCAGCUCACCGAUGACCUGCUGUCCCAAGCAGUGAUGAUGGUGGAGGACAGCCGGCCCACGCUGGCCAUCAACCUGGCCGGAGCCCGGCAGCACUGGCUGGAGGGGAUGCUGCGCCACGAGAUAGGCACCCACUACAUCCGGGGGGUCAACAACACCCGCCAGCCCUGGCACAGCUCCGAGGGCCGCAAGCAGUACAGCCUGAAGCCUGCCAACCCCACGGAGGAAGGCUUGGCCAGCCUGCACAGCGUCCUGUUCCGCAAGCAGCCCUUCCUGUGGCGGGCAGCCCUGCUCUACUACACCAUCGAGCGGGCCAGCCGCCUCUCCUUCUCUGCCCUCUUCCAGGACCUGGAGCAGUACGUGCAGGAUGCUGGUGUCCGGUGGGAGUACUGUGUGCGGGCAAAGCGGGGCCAGACAGACACCUCACAGCCAGGCUGUUUCAGUAAGGACCAGGUGUACCUGGAUGGGAUUCUCCGCAUCCUGCGCCAUCGGCAGACCAUUGACUUCCCACUGCUGGCUGCACUAGGAAAGGUCUCCUAUGAAGAUGUGAAUCGACUAAAGAAAUUUGGGGUCCUGGAGAAGGCCCGCAUCCCCCAUUUCAUGCAGGAUCUGGAGCGGUACAUGAAGCAGCUGGAUCAUAUUGUCACCACCAAUGGCCUGAAUGAGGAGGAGUUGGAGCAGCUGCUGCCUGACUGAGGGGCACCCCCUGAAGCAGCA
Cinclus cinclus is the source of this 1266-nucleotide messenger RNA. RefSeq names its product microtubule associated tyrosine carboxypeptidase 1 (gene MATCAP1). Bases 7 to 1245 code for a protein of 412 amino acids. Lineage: Eukaryota; Metazoa; Chordata; Aves; Passeriformes; Cinclidae. The transcript is spliced from 6 exons. The record is from RefSeq and is a predicted model, not a curated record.